AUGGAGUAUCCUGAUCCAGACACGAUACGGAUCUUAGUUACUACAGACAAUCAUGUUGGGUACAACGAAAAUGAUCCCAUCACUGGUGAUGAUUCUUGGAAAACUUUCCAUGAAGUUAUGAUGCUAGCCAAAAACAACAACGUAGACAUGGUCCUACAGUCAGGAGAUCUUUUCCACGUGAAUAAACCUUCCAAGAAAUCACUUUAUCAAGUACUAAAAACCUUAAGAUUGUCUUGCAUGGGCGACAAGCCUUGUGAGUUAGAAUUGUUAAGCGAUCCCUCACAAGUUUUCCAUUACGAUGAAUUUAGCAACGUUAAUUAUGAAGAUCCUAACUUUAAUAUUUCCAUUCCAGUUUUCGGUAUAUCAGGUAAUCAUGAUGACGCAUCAGGAGACUCACUAUUAUGUCCUAUGGAUAUACUUCAUGCAACUGGCCUAAUAAACCAUUUUGGGAAAGUAAUUGAAUCUGAUAACAUAAAAGUUGUGCCAUUAUUAUUUCAGAAAGGGUCUACUAAGUUAGCAUUGUAUGGGUUAGCUGCUGUUCGUGAUGAAAGGUUAUUUAGAACUUUUAAAGAUGGUGGUGUCACUUUUGAAGUACCGACUAUGCGUGAGGGAGAAUGGUUCAACUUAAUGUGCGUCCAUCAAAACCACACUGGUCAUACUAAUACUGCAUUUUUGCCUGAACAAUUUUUGCCUGAUUUUCUGGAUAUGGUGAUAUGGGGCCACGAGCAUGAGUGCAUCCCGAACCUUGUACAUAAUCCAACAAAGCGUUUUGAUGUGCUACAACCUGGUUCAUCUGUGGCCACUUCUCUUUGUGAGGCUGAAGCGCAACCUAAGAAUGUGUUUAUUCUCGAAAUAAAAUAUGGAGAACCACCAAAAAUGACCCCCGUGCCCUUGGAGACUGUACGAACAUUCAAGAUGAGAUCCAUUUCACUUCAAGAUGUUUCCCAUUUGAGGCCUCAUGAUAAGGAUACUACGUCCAAGUACCUCAUCGAACAAGUUGAAGAAAUGAUUGACGAAGCUAAUGAAGAAACUAAACAAAAACUUGGAGAGGGUGCUGAAGGUGAUGACAUGGUCUCGGAAUUACCGAAACCACUGAUAAGAUUACGUGUUGACUAUGGUGCACCCUCUAAUAAGCAAUCCCCAGUAGAUUAUCAGGUUGAAAACCCGCGUAGAUUUAGUAAUCGAUUUGUAGGACGUGUGGCCAACGGUAACAACGUUGUCCAGUUUUAUAAAAGAAGGUCACCUGUUACUAAAUCAAAAAAGACUGGUAUAAACGAAGUAAAUAUCAGUGAUAGAGAUGUUGAGAAACUUUUUAGUGAGAAUGGUGGUGAAUUAGAAGUUCAGACUUUGGUUAAUGACCUUUUGAACAAGAUGCAGUUAUCUCUACUACCGGAGGUAGGUUUAAACGAAGCAGUAAAAAAAUUUGUAGACAAAGAUGAGAAAACGGCACUCAAAGAAUUUAUUAGCCAUGAAAUAUCAAACGAAGUGGGUAUAUUAUCUGCUAAUGAUGAUUUUCUAAGAACAGAAGAUACAGAGGAAAUGAAGGCACUAAUAAAGCAAGUUAAACGAGCCAACUCAGUUAGACCAGCAGUUACCAGGGAAAAUGAUGAUCCAAGUCCCUCUUCUAAUCGUAACAGGCUAAAUUCUUACCAGUCUAGUAAUCGACAAUUAAGGAAUGUGCCUUCAGAUAUUACUCAAUCCUACGUUGAUAAUGAGUCUCGAAUGACCAGUACCAAUGAACUUGAAAGCAACAAACAGACGAAUAAAACCAAACGUGAACGAACCACAAUGAAAAAGAAAAAUGCUUCUCUUCCAGAUUCAAUUUUUGUCUCUAAUACAGAGAAUGGAUUUGAGGAUAAUAAUAGUGCUCAGCCAGACGUUGAUAUUGAUGAGGACGAUAUAAUCAUGGUCAGUACUGACGAAGAAGACGCUAGUUACAGUAUAACUAAUGAUAAGAAAACGAAAACGAGAAGUCGUCCGCUUGCGAGCACCAAAACCUCUACCAAGAGGGGUAGAGGAAGAGCAACAAGGACACCAAAGACAGAUAUUCUUGGAAGUCUCCUUGCUAAGAAAAGAAAAUAA
Saccharomyces mikatae IFO 1815 is the source of this 2082-nucleotide messenger RNA. It is a transcript of the gene MRE11, whose product is annotated as MRX complex nuclease subunit. Gene Ontology annotation, molecular function: 3'-5'-DNA exonuclease activity; manganese ion binding; DNA endonuclease activity. Lineage: Eukaryota; Fungi; Ascomycota; Saccharomycetes; Saccharomycetales; Saccharomycetaceae. The coding region runs from base 1 to 2082 and encodes 693 amino acids. The transcript has a single exon. Gene Ontology annotation, biological process: mitotic G2 DNA damage checkpoint signaling; double-strand break repair via homologous recombination; mitochondrial double-strand break repair via homologous recombination. The record is from RefSeq and is a predicted model, not a curated record. Gene Ontology annotation, cellular component: Mre11 complex; nucleus.